UUUAAAAAAUUACAGAUUGAUUUAUUUUCAUCACUCUCAAUAAAUUCUACUAGCAUUCUAAAACGCAUGGACAGAAGAGCACGUGCUCGGUAUGCGUCACUUGUAUCACAGAUUAUAACCUGUCGUAACAAGAGAAACGUGCCACUUAUGUACCAGAAUAUCACAUCGAAAGAAUGUCGUGAAAGUUUCUGUAUAAAGUACAAGGUACAUUUGAUCUGUGAUCGGUAUUUCCAAUAUUUUUAGUGUUUGGUCGAGGUGUUCUGUACUUGUGAUAUUUAUGAAAAGAAUGGCGUUAGUAAAUCAUUUUAAAAAAUUCUCGAGAUCAGUUCUCAAUAUUGCUUCGAAUUAUUCAAAAUAUACAAGCAACACAAUGUUGCCUUUUUUACAGACAACAAGGGGAGCAUCAACCACGCAACAGCUUUCAGAAAAACAAGAAGUUAACGUAACGUUUGUUAGAGCAAAUGGAGAGAGAAUCAAAGCAAAAGGGAAAGUUGGAGAUACUAUAUUAGAUAUAGUUGUAAACAACGAGAUUGAUUUAGAUGGAUACGGUGCUUGCGAAGGAACAUUAACUUGUAGUACAUGCCAUUUAAUAUUUUCAAAAGAAGUUUAUGACGCACUUCCUAACGAACCAACAGAUGAAGAAUUAGACAUGUUGGAUUUAGCAUAUGAAUUGACAGACACGUCACGUCUAGGUUGUCAAAUAGUAAUGACUAAAAAACUAGAUGGAAUUGAGGUAAGAGUUCCAUCAACAAUUAAUGAUGCAAGGGCGUAACUAGAAUUGGGUACUUCAUGACAAUUAUUAAAAUGUUGAUAAUAAAAAAUUUUGCUUCUAAAUAUGAAGCUUAUAUAUUUUAUAUAU
This is a messenger RNA of Frieseomelitta varia, 859 nucleotides long. It is a transcript of the gene Fdx2, whose product is annotated as adrenodoxin-like protein 2, mitochondrial. Bases 278 to 772 code for a protein of 164 amino acids. NCBI's taxonomy places the organism in Eukaryota, Metazoa, Arthropoda, Insecta, Hymenoptera, Apidae. Gene Ontology annotation, biological process: P450-containing electron transport chain; positive regulation of oxidoreductase activity. The transcript has 4 exons. Gene Ontology annotation, molecular function: 2 iron, 2 sulfur cluster binding. Gene Ontology annotation, cellular component: mitochondrion. The record is from RefSeq and is a predicted model, not a curated record.